This is a messenger RNA of Passer domesticus (house sparrow), 16867 nucleotides long. RefSeq names its product atonal bHLH transcription factor 7 (gene ATOH7). The record is from RefSeq and is a predicted model, not a curated record. The transcript has a single exon. Gene Ontology annotation, biological process: axon development; sensory organ development; positive regulation of transcription by RNA polymerase II. Bases 15595 to 16050 code for a protein of 151 amino acids. Gene Ontology annotation, cellular component: nucleus. Gene Ontology annotation, molecular function: protein dimerization activity; E-box binding; DNA-binding transcription factor activity, RNA polymerase II-specific. NCBI's taxonomy places the organism in Eukaryota, Metazoa, Chordata, Aves, Passeriformes, Passeridae.
GAAGCUGAUUAAGAUCUGAGGGGAAUCUUUAUUGGUUACAGCAAUGUCAAUUAUUUUUCAAAACCUGAAGAUUUUCUCCUAAACUGAAAGCUUCUUCUAUAAUCUUUAUGGAAUGUACUGCUUCAGAUUUUGUCACCAUGAUGUGGUCUUUCACUGGAUGUAUUAGGAAUAUGGAACUUUCAGUUACUCUAGCUAAAACUUUUCCCUUUCAAGUCACCUCUGUCUUAACCUUUGCUUUAGUUCUUUGCAAUAUUUCAGGGUGACGUGUUUUGAAUUCAGAAGACAGCCUAAUACUAUGGGAGCAGUUGGAUGUCAUCCCCUUGUAAAUCAGCAGGAACUUAGUUGUGCCAAGUUCCCUUCUUUCCAUUUAUUUUGAAUUUUAUCAGAACUUGUUAGUUACAUCUUAAGUCCAAGUAGCUGGACAAGUGUGAGAAUCUUAGUUUAAAUAGAAAAUUCUAUCUCCUGCAGCUAGAAAGAACACACCAAAAAUGUGAUUUAAAUGUGCUCCUCAACUCAGAGGCUAGGUGGCAAGCAAAAGGAGUGUCCAAAUGAAAUGCACAUUCUUCUCCUGUCUUCAGUCUUGCUGGAGUUGGUGGAGCUGCAGUAUGAUUUAUAACCCUGGACCUGUGAUCAGGUGCAGAUCACAGCUGUGGCAGCUCAGCUGCUGUGGCAGCUUUGGCCCUGGCCUGCUGUCCCCACAGCUCACAUUGUUCCCUGGGUUGUUCCUGGGUUCUUCCUGGCUUCUGGAGCAGCAGUGCUGCUGCAUCUCAUUCUUCCUGAUGGCUUAGGCAAAGGCUGAAUCUGGCCCAUAAUCAGAAAGGCUUGUGGAAAAAAAGCCUUCCUUAGGAGUAUAAGUGAACUAAAGAACCAGUUAUUGUUCACCCAUCCACAUUUAACAAAUAGACAGUACAAUAAUUUCUUUUACUCAAGAGGACUAAUAAUGAACAUGGCCCAUACAUUUCAAAGAGUCUUGUUAUCUAAAUUUCCUGACCAAACGAAUAUCUUUGCUGCUUAAAGCAUUUUUUUUUGUAGUUUACUACUACUUUGUCUCUAUUUCUUUUCAGGAUAGAAAAAUCACCAGAGCUCAGGUGGGAGGCUAUGCAGUAAUGUGUUUGUAAUCAACGUAUUAGUUAAUCAGCCAUGAUUUAUUAAUGAUGAAUUAAUUAUACCUGAUUGUGCAGUUCUGCUGCCUAAAUGGAGCUUUAAAGGAGUUAUUUUAUUAAUCAUCAUUGUCUAAUUGCAGACAUUUACAGAAAGAUUGCUAAUUAAACAUGCAACCAUAUGCAAAACAACUAAGGCUGCUGAGAGUGGCAAGAAAAAGCACUUAUUUUCUGAGGAGCAACUUUAUUCUGAAAUAUUGUGUAGCUGACCAGCUGAUCCUGAUUAUUCACUAAGACUUAUUUUAAUGUAUUGCACAUUUCAGUUAACAGUAAAGGAAAUCAGUUGUGACAAAUUCUGUCUUCCCAUAUAAAAAAAUAGGUUGUGCAAACUUAAAGUAAUGUUAUUUAGAACUUGUGUGGCCUUGUUUCACAUCUUUUUGCAGAGGAUUUGUUUAGUGUUUGUGGUGCAGAGGAUUUGCAGAACUGUUUUGUGCUGCUCUCCUAAUUAAGACUGGUGGCAUAGAGAUGUGUUGAACCAAGAGCAAAUCACAUGAAGGGAAAUACAAUUCCAAAAAUUCCUGUGCACUUGAGUGUUAUUUAUUGUGAGAGAGUCCAACAGAAGCUUCAGGCCACUGUAAGGCUGGAGUAAAUCCAUGGCUAGAUCCAGCAGCCCAGACGUGAACAUUUAAAUGCCCUUUUGCUUAUUUUGCUUCUUAGGCAUGUGCCUCUGCAGGGACACACUCAUGUAGGGGCCAGGAGGAAAGCAGAAAGCCAUGAGGAAGGAGGCAAAACAGGAAAUUUUAGUGAGGAACAGAAACCAUACCAAAAUCUAUUGCUAUGGAAAUGAAUGUAGAGCUUAAAGGGAUGUAAAGAAAAUGGGAAUAAUUCAAUAAGCCAUUUAACAGGUUUGCCUAUAGGAGUCAUGAAACUACUUUGCACUUCUUGUGCAUUAUUUAGAUGAGAAUAGACAGAAAACAUACAUUAAAAGGUGUUAUUAAAUUUGGAAAGUUUUGCAAGAAUAGGAAAUUAUAAAGACUUCAUGAAUGUGCACACAGUAAGAGGUCAUAGAAAGGAGCCAUGUGUUCCAUAAGGGAUAGGAAGGGAAAUUAGCAACAGAUGAGGCAGUUAUUUCUGGGAAAGGAAAGAUUUCUUUGUCUCAGUAUUCAUCAGAGUGACAGGGAAACAUGCCGGGAACAGAGGGAACCUUCCCAGAAGUAAAAAAAAACAAAACCAAAACCUAAAUUAAAAUAAAGGCUGAUGCUGGGUCAAGUAAAAAUUAAAUUAGUUCAAUUAAAAACUGAAAAAUCUGCCAAUUAGGCACAUUUUAUUCUCACAUCUAUUUUUUUCCCCCAAGGAGUAAAUCUGUCUUGAAAUUAAGAGACUUAAACAAAAACACAGAACAAGGGAUUUUUCUCAGUUGCUGAGUCACUGUCCUUUUCUUUCCUGAAGUUUACUGCAAACCAUAAAUAAAAAUUUCCAAAGAAUAGGAAAGUGGAAGAAUAAAACCUAGGAUAUGACCAGAUAGUCAAUGGUGUGUAUGGAUUUUUUCCCUAGGAAGUUGGUCUUAGACUAAGACAUUUAGAUUUAAUGUCUAAAGCAGAACAUGAAAAACAAAAAAAUUCUCUGUUUUUUUUUUUUUUUUUUUUACUUGGGUUUUUCCUCGUUGAUUGGGAAUGAAGGAUAUUCCUUGGAUUUUAAUGCUGUGAUUCCUAUAAGCCCAAGGUUUAUUCACAUUGCAGUGUUCUGUGACUUUUUUGGUGGUACACCCAAACCAGGAAACUGCUUCCCUGUGUGUCAUUUUUGUGCUGGUAGGAGUUACAGGCAGGUAAAGUACAUGAGGCAAACCCAAGGAAAAUUCUGCAGAACAUUUGUGGGAUUGUGGAGAGGCUGAGGUGAAGGAGCUGAAGGAGGUGUGUGAGGAGCAGGAGGUGCAAUGCCUGAGUGGAGACAAUGUGGGCACUGUUCAAACCCUUGCACAGCCAGUUUGGAUGAUGUGGCAGUCAGGUUGGGAGAUGCUAGGCCUGGGAAGAGAUGAUGUGGAUUACAGCAGAGCUGGAGCAGGGUGUGAGGUGCAGCAAAGCCAGGAACCUGAGUCUGACUUCAAAUGUCUUCUUUAUUGACCUUUGCUGUGCUUUGGAGCCAAACCAAAGGGGACUGACCAGAGUGCCCAUCCUACCAAGGUGGGAAAUUCCAGCUGGAAUUCUUGAAAUUUUUUUCUGUUUCAGAAAGCUUCCUUUCUCCAUAACUAAUUAUGGCUAUAAACAAAAAUAAAUUAGAAUCUUCACGGCUAGAAUCAUUUCAGUCACCCUUAUUUAGGAAGAAAUGGCUCAUUCCUGAACAAUAUAAUUCUAUUUUAAGAACAGACUUUUGGGCUUUAUUGUGUUUACACAAUAGCAGCUUUCUAAAGAUGUGUCUGGUUGACUUCCAUAAUUAACAUCACAGCCUCUUUUCUUAACUGUAUUUUUAAGGAUUAUGGGCAUUAAAAUUUUCAGAGACCUUUCAGCAGUCAGUUAAUAGCAAAAAUGAACAAAGUACCCUGUUAAUAAUAAACUGCAGGCACUUUUUAAUAAAGUUACAAUUUCAGCAGAAAAAAAAUGUAGAUUAAAAGGAAACACCUGCUCCUGUAAAUUACUAUGCUGCAGGUACCAGCCCAGGAGACUCUGCAGAUGGUUCUGUAUUUGCAAACCUGACCUCCCCACCCCUUCAUCAAUCUCUCACCGAUUGAUUCUCUCCAGAGCAGAACACACCAUGUCCCAAGGUACUAGAAGACACCUUUGAAUUAAAUUAGUUCCAGACAGAAUACCAGUUAAUUGGUAUUUCUGUUUCAUUUUGGAAGUUCUUAACAAAGGAUUUGAUUGUCUUAUUGAGCACUGGCACUGACUGAAGAGCAGUGCAGCCAGUUCCAAAGGGAACUGUAUGUAGAAGGUGGUCUUUGCUGCAUUCCUGGCUGAUUGGGAGUGUGGAUUAGGUUGUGUUAUGCCUUAGGAUUUUGAGAUGGAGAAAAACAAAGUGGGAUCUUGAUCCUUAGAACAGUACAAUAUGAAUUCAUUGCUUCUGUUAGGCUUUCCUGCCAGCCAAGGAAAAGCAGGAGAUACCUUAAGUUCUGUGUGUUUGUUUCCUCUCCUCAGUUGUUUUCAGGCAUCUUGUUCUUUUAGUGACAGCUGACACUGAUUGUGGCAGUCUUGUCUUAACUAGGAGAAAUCUUCUUACAUGGUUCUAACUGGGCCUGUGCAAAGGCCUUGUGCAAUUUAUUGAAACUUUUUUGCUUUGGGGGAGAAAAUAUCAACACCCUGUCUGGAAAACAGCCUUGCUGAAAAAAGUAGAGACAGGCUCAUGUCUCCUGUCCAGCCACACAUACAUGUUCCUGUUUUGUCACCCAUAUUCCUCGCAAGUUUUCCUCGUGUUUGACUUUAAAAGCAUCCCUAAUUCUUCAAAUCAAUAGCACUUUCAUCAGAGGCACAUUUUUCUGUGAGUCUGAAUUACACAAGUGUAAUUAUUACUGUGGUCAGACUUUUUUUUUUCUAAAUUGUAAGAAAAAAAAUUAAUACAUAUCUUUUCACUUCUCAAUUGGAUGUGAAUAAGGCCAGCUGCAAUGGAAAUAGAGCUGCCUUCCUGCAUUUUUUAUGGGAAUUAAAGUCCAUGAGUAAUUGUUUACAUAAAUCAUGAUGUAUGCAAUUAAAUAAGAAUGAUUGUGUAAUUUAUUUUGUGUGGAAAGAAGGAAACUUGUAUAACAGCAGUGGCUGAAAAUAUUUCUGUAAAAAAUUAUUAGAACUCUUAAUUUAAAAUUUCCACUGUGAUAAUAAUUAAGUUCCACUAAGAUAAUAAUUUACUUUCCCAUUCUCAAGUUUGUAGAAUUCAAAAAUUCAGAAGAAAACUUCACUGAAAUCUGAUACAAUGCUGACUUUCAAGACUCUUGAAAUCCUGAAAUAAGGAAUUAAGAGAAACAAUUCGCUCCAUGGGAGAAAAAAGGCAAUACCUAGCUUUUAGAUAUCAAAUGUUCAGUCCUUUUGCUGUGUACAUGGAGUGCAGUGAGAUUUUUUUUCCUCCUAGCUGUGGCUUAUCACUUUAUUCUAUUGUGCCUGAUGGGAAACAUUGUCCUUUGUGCAUUCUGAGCCAGCAUUAACUAUUAGCAGGCAUGACAUUAAGUGUUUCUUUAUUCACAACUGCCUUUGCUGGUAGCUUUUAGGAUACACCUGCCACCUCCAAUUCAUUAGAGCUCACAAAUGUGACUUGGGAGAGCUGAAAAUCUGGAACAUCAAAUGUUACCAUGUGCCUAACUAGAACAUCUUAAUCUUUUAGAAUUGCCUCUCUUUGAUGGGGAAACCUCUGUGGCGUCCUGCUGUCCAUCCAGACAAAAGAGCAGAUGUGGAAUAUGAGUGUGUGCGUGGGCCCUCAGCUGUCUGGGCAGGGUGCAGAGCAAGAGAGCUCCAAGAGUUCCUCCUUAAUUUGGAAAGCAGUAAUUGCAACAUCAGCCCUUAGUGUAAACAUUUACUUAAAGUGACUGAGGAUUACUUAGUUUGCAUAACAGUUAAAUUAUAAAGUAAAGAUCUAGUGGUAAAGUACAAUAAAAUUGAAGUUAUAUAUAUAUAAAAUAUUUUAUAUGUGUGUGUAUAUAUAUACACAUCAAUUUGUUUAAAGGUUUCCUUUUCUUUCACUCAUAUACUAGAUCUUUGCCAUUUUUGAGUAAGUUUCAAAUUUCAGAAGAUAAAGAUAACCUUACUGUAAAGGUUUUUUCAAAAAAAGCUAAUAAAACUGAGCUUAUGGAAAAUAGAAAGAUUAAACACAUGUCCUCCCAGAUGAGGUGAACAUGAACAAGUCACUUUCUAGUUUACAGCGUUAUGCACUGUGGUCCUGGACAACCAAACCUUAUAGCUAUUUUUCCCUUUGGAUACUGGAUUAGUCCCAUUAGCUGCAGUAAGAUUGCAGAAACACAGUGAAGUUAACAUAAAUGGGAAAUUAGUAUACAGAACAUCAAAUUACAAUUCUCGUUUUCUUUCAUAAUGGGAUUUUUGUGAGACUUUUCAUCACUUAACCUUCUAAAACAUUGUCAUGGAAUAUUUAUGUGACAAUUCUUACAUAUUUCUAAGAGAAAAGAAACUAAGUCUGCAGCAGUGAUAGUAUAUCUUUAUGGACAUACAAUAUUUAAAAUGCCACGAGAGUGGAUUUUUGAUUUACAUAACUGAAUACAUGAAAUCUGAAUUAUAUAUAUCAAAAUCAUGUGAUCCAUUAUUUAAAUAAUUUAACUGAUUAGAUAUAUAUUAUUCUUCAUUUAAAUAAUUUAACUGAUUAGAUAUGUUCUAUAUGUAUUUUAUAGAUACAAAUUUAAAUAUAAGUGCCUAGAAGAAGGCACUUAGCUGAGAAAAUGGAAUUGAAAACAUUUUACUAGGUCUGUUAUUAACUGAGAAUUCUUCUCUCUCAUUUUUAUGAAGCAGCACAUGACAGUUCAAAUCCUUGAAAAUGUUACUGAAAAUGCUAUCACUUCUUAUUUGUACCUAUUUCCUUGGUAGUUAUAUUUACUUUCUGUAUUUCUUCAGUGCAAAAGUGAAAGUUAAGAAAGCUUCCAAACAAAUAUGUGGGCUGCAUGGCUCUUACCCCAGAAAGGCUCCUGUGAAGUGCUCUGGCAACUGAUAGGAAGUACAUUUAUGUAACAGUUCUGCAAAUAUAUAAAGUGAAGGAUAAUCGACAAAAGUCUCAUUUGUGUAACAGCUUUGACCCAUUAGGGGCUUUUAAAUCAUGCAUCACUGGCUUCAGGGUUGCUGUUGUCAAGCUACUUACAGAUCCUAGUUAAAUCAGGCAUUUCGUAUUUUUGCCCUCAUUCGCCUUUGUUUACCAGCAGGAGACAAAAUAUUUAAUUAGUUUUGGGGCAUUUAUAAUCUCCUCUGGGCCAGCUCCAGCCACAAAGCUGGACGCCACUCCCGAGUUAAUUCCAGCCAGGCUGGCCCCUCCACUACAACAUAUGGGUAACCUCUGAGCCUUUAGCAAAAGUUGCAACUGAACUAUGAGAGGGGUGGGACCUCCCCGCUGGGAAAAUGCUGCCACAAAGCAGAGAGGGGCCAGCGUCACCAGGGCAGGUCAAGGCAGCACUUAGACCAAACAGCAUCUGGCAAACUGUGCCAAGUAGAAAUCAAUGAGAAGCAGGGCGCUGGGUAGUAAUUUUAUGCCUGUUUACACAAGAAAAUAACUCCUUCUGAAGUGAAAAAUGAUUUUAUAAAAAGGUUACAGCAUCCUUUGGCAUCACUCUCUCUGUUGUUCCUUCUUGUAUUUUUAUUAGUCAAUAAACUGAUCUAUACACGAUUUUGUUUUGAGCAAGCAACAUUAACUGUAGCAUUAAUUAUGUUUUUGGGAGAUGAGGAGUUAUGAGAGUCUUCUUCCUAAUUGGCUAGGAACCAGCUGUAUAACUGUAAUUCAUUUCCAAGGUACAACAAUCAGUCAGAGGGCUGGAGAAGAAAUAAAACAAAGACACUUUCUAAUCUUAGGGACUGUGUGUUCCUGCUACUGCAAACUGUUGCAGCUCAGUCCAUUUGAAACCUUCCCAUGUUUUAUUAUUGUCACUUUCUACUCCUGCCUGUAUCUCUGCUUAUAUCUCAUCUUGUGGCCCUUGUUUUUUCCCAUUGCCUUUUAUCACUUUUCUUUUUUCCCUGAAAUUCCAGGUGCUGCUGUCUAAUAUUGUAAGCAGACUGCCUUUAAAUUCAGUGAGAUUACUUUGGGCUGAAUAUUAAAUAUAUUCAGGUCUUUAGAGGUUCAUGGCAUUAGGUACUAUAUUUUAUUCCACACAGAGCUUCUUCCUUUUCUGCUUCUCAAAAAGGAGACCAUUCUCUACUGGCUUUUGUUUUUUGUCUACUUGUCAAGAAGUAUUUCUGUUUUCAACAAAUUCCACCCUCAUUUUCAUCCUUAAACUACCUUGUAUUGUUCUGCACAUCCAUUAUUUCUGUUCUUGGAGUGAAGCAGGUUGCAGGUUUCAAGUCACAAGUCAGUGUCCCACGAGUGGAUGGCAGCACUCAUUUCCACCUCUCCUUGGGUUUUGUGGCAACAGGUGCAGGGAAGAGGUCAGCUCCAGUCUGAGGUCUUUAUCCUUCUUGAUAGAGAAUAGACAGUAGAGAGGGACUUUUCACUGUAGGAAAGAAUUGAGGAAAUCAACGUUUUUGGUGUAAGGAACAACAAGCAGAAUGUUCAGAGUGGCUGUCAUUGGUCCUGUCCCCUGGACAGUUGGCAUGUGAGGGAAAAAACCUCACUAGAAGUGAGAUGGACUAGCUGUUCAUGUCUGGGGAGAGAAAUGGUGCUUUCACUCAGGGAGUGCAUUUUUUUCACAGUUGGAAAUGAUGCAGAAAAGUUUUAAUAAAAUAGGACGUAAUUCAGUAAUAAAAUGCUGCAAUUUUUUUCCUGCUUUUGAAGUACACCAAACUCCUUGCUUGACCAAAAUCUGCAUGUGCAAGCAGGUUUUUUGUUUGUUUGAUUGUAAAUAAGAUUUUUUCUGAUGAGGUAUUUGGGAAACUCAGUGGGAGCACAUUCUUACACUCCUCUCUUUUGAUACCAUGACACACAUUUUAUAUCUGCCUUUCUCUGCUCCUUUUUCCCCUCAGGAGUAAACAGAAAGAUCCACUCCUGUAACAGCUCUCUCUUCCAUAGGCUGUGCUUAACUCAGUUCAUUGCCAAUACCAAAGCCUGUAGAUACUGUAUGAACAGGUUUAGUUCUCCUGUGUAUCAGGAAUACAAUCCCCAGGGAUUAAGAGAAAGAAGGUUAUCAAAAAAUAAAAAGGGGUUGUUUGUUCACACCUUGAUAUUUGAUCUUCAACAGCUGGGAAGAGUCUUCUAGAAAAUUAAUUUUGUUCCAUGAUGAAUUUCCAUACUGUCUCUCAGCAUAGUUACCCAUUCAGUUUCUAUUUUUAGGACUUUUUGUAGGCUUUCCACUCAAUUCCAAAGGAAAAAAAUUAAAGGCUAACUUGUGAAUGGUCCUGGUAUUUUUUUAAAAUGUAGAGCAAAUGAAAUUGAGGGGUUUUUUAGCAGUGAUUGCAAUAAUGUUAAUGUAUUUUUUGUGCUUCUGAUGUCAUAGCAAAUAGGUAAUUUAAGAGUAACUAACUACAAUGUAAGAAAGAUUGUCUUUUCACAAGGUUGGUGUGGGGAACUGGCUCAGUCUGAGGCCUCCCAUGCUGGUGUUUGGGAGGAAGCAGCUCCUAGGGACAGAAAAGCCAUAACACCACCUGAUCCAGCAAAAGGCUGACCUGUCAGCAGGUAAAAUGUAAUAACAAAUCAUACUUUCUGCUUGAGGCUGUCUGACCAUGUCUGUUGAUUAAGGAAGAGCACAGCUGAUUUCCUAUUAAAAUAUUUUGGUUCAUCCAUUCUUUGCAGCAAGCUUGGGAUUUUUGGUUUUGUUUCAUUUGUAGCAGUGGUGUUGCUGCAGUGUCAAGCAUUCCAUUCAAUUCAGCUACAUUUAUAAAGUUCUAAAAACAUGUGCACACAUCCUAAUAUACAGGCAGAUUCAUAAAUAGUUGGGCUUUCGCUGUUGCCACCUCUGCAGAAGCUGUUUGGAAUAAAACAUUUCUGGUUUGAGGCUAAAAGGACCAGCCAAUGGCAUUUGGAGGGCAGUGGGCACAGGGGGUAAACAUGAGAGCUGCCAUCCCUGUAACCUCAAAGAGCCCCUUGUAUUUUACAGAGGUGACUGUGAUGCACAGGUGUGAGGAAUGGGCAGGGUGAUAACUGGAUGAGAGACGCCUGAAAAAGUUAGAAAAGAGGAGGGGAGAAUAGGACUAAGGUAAGAGCCUCAGAACUGAGAGAUGAACAACCUCUGGAGAAUUGCUCUCUCCAGACUCUGGUGCUGAACCCAGGAGUCCUGAGUUUAUAAUUCCUUCUGCUGAGAGGAAAUGUGGUCAAAUCAGCUGAUGGAGUAUGUCCUGACCAUCUAUUUCAUCUUUCUAAUCCUGAGGUAUCUGAUCUAUGAAAAGAUAAUGAUCUACCACUUGUGCUGCUGAUUACCCUGUUAGAGGUUUUAUAGAACAGCUUAGGAAAACAUCUAUUAGAGAUCACAGAAACAGUAAUUCCUGUUUGGAAUCAGGAAGAUAAAAUAGAUUCCUUCCCUCAUCUGGUUCAUGGUGUAGAGCAUGCACAGUGCUUUUAAUAAUUCUCAAGCUAUGGAAGACUAAUGGAAGGUCUUCCCUGGAAGACUCUUGUCUCAUUGAAACUGAGUAUAUAGGAAAAUAAAAGGUGUUUAGAGAAACUUUAAAUAAAUGGGUUCUGCUCUUGCCUGUGUCAGAAUGCCUAUGUAAUGCUUAACAAGUAAAUUUAACUUCUUUUAAAAUUUGUAUUGCCCAGUGGUACUGGAGGUAGUGCUGCUCAAGUUAAUUCACAGCUGAAAGAUGAACAGAGAGUCAGUAUUUAGCCAGACUAGUUGGUUCAGCUGUGGAACAAAGCUGCCACAGCUGUGGUCCUGCAGCAGCCAAGCUUCCUUGCCCAGUUCUGCUGGAGCAGUGAGCGUUGUGCCAGGUUGCUGUGUGUGCCCUGGUGUGUUGUAGGUUCCCUUGUGAAAAACAUCAGGACAGCUUUUGCAAAUUGCUGAGCAGUGCAGGUGCAGCUGGUCUUGACAAACAACUGUAUUUUUAAGCACAUGCCAUGUGUGUGAUACUUGGAAAAUUCACUAGCUUUGUAAUACCUCAGAGCUUUUUUGCUGCUCUUGUGGGGCAGUGGGUUGCAGUGUCAUUCUAGGUGGAAACUUCUUUCAUCAUCUAUUGUGUGCGUAUACAAAGAUAACUAAUGUAGCCAAAUUCAAUAUAUAAUGUUAGGUGAACAGUUAAAUGUUCAAGACACAUUCCUCUAGUAAUGUGGUAAGAGGACUCCUUUCUCCUUUUUUGUUUUUUUAAGAGGUUUCUGACCUCCUGUUUCAAAAAAAACCCCUGAGGCUUUUUUGAGCCUCACCUGGAGGAGGUGAGAAGGAUAAUGUGAAACAGAAGAGAAAUGGUGAAUUGAGGAGUGGUAACUGGGAUGGCAGAGAGAGCCUGAGGUGCAGCUGGGACAGUUACCUGGCUGCUGGGAAGGAGAGCUCAGCCCAGAGAGCCUGAGGAGGAAAGGGAACUGCUCUGUUACUUUAUAGGAAAAGGUGUCCAGUGCCAGGGUGGGAAGCCCCAGGUGAAAUGACUACAAACUCCUCCCGCAGCUGUUAUUGUUAUUCCAUUUCCAGUGUUAGUUACUAACUGUCCCUGCAGGAUACAACAUUCUCUAGUGAAUUUUUGGGUUUGGAUCCUUCUGUAGCUGUGACAGGGACAACAAUGCAAACAACCAAGGCAGGAAAAGAAGUGAUUCUGCACACCAUGGAUUUCCAGCCUGUCUUGUGAGCUGUGUCAAGUGUUGCAAGAAGUGGGGCCCUUAAGGAUGGCCAUGCUUUGGUAGUUUCCCACCUGCUCUUAAUUAGGCAGCAUAUAGCAUGCCAUCCCUUCUGCUUUGCUCAGGGUGAACGGCAGGGUGAGGAGUCCUGAGCCUUUUAGAAAGGUCCUACCUGGGAGGAAAUAGUUCUGCCUGGAAGGGAGAGGUAAGAUUCUUGUUUUGAUACAUUGCUUGUAUAUGUUUUUGUAAAUAUAGGUAGAGAAAGUAGGGAGGAAUUAGAGUUUAACCAGAAAUAUUGCUUUCACUUCAUUUUAAAUUUAUAUCUGGUCCCAGUCAAUCCCCAAUAAAAGUAAUAAAAGUAAUUAGAUCGUGUUUUUCAUAGUAGUACCGGUGAAAGGCAUCCAUCUCUUAGUGGGUGCUGCACUAAUUGCAUCUGCGUUUUUAACUUGGAUACCUAGCAGACAAUUUUGAAUGGGUUUAUGUAUGUAGUCAUAAAUCCUGAAACUACCUAAUUUCUUUAAUGGACUGAACCUCUCCUUAAUUUUCCUAAUAUUGGUGGUGACUUGAAGUUGCUAAAAUAAUCUGGUUUAUGACUGAAAUAGCAUUCUUAUCUGUCUCUUGUUUUUCUCUGAGUGAAACAUAAUAUUUUGAUUAAUGAUACUGGUUUAGAAUUAAAAUAUGACACAGGAAUAAUGCUGCAAGGAUCAUGGAGUAACACUACGUUGGUACCUGCAUAGUUAGAGAAUCAAAGAUUGAAAUUUGAGCAACUGGGUAGACACAGAACUUCUUUCUGGUGAUGUUGGUGUUUUUCUGCCUCAAGAUUAUGAGGAAAAAAAAGAGUAAAAGGGAAUUUUUUGGGAAAUGAAACCCAUUAAACUAAUAUAAGUUAGGAUUUAAGAAAAAGUUUUAGCACCACAGCAAUUUAUCACAUCAGGAUAUAUAGUAUCUUUUAAAAAUAAAAUGUAAUAAAAAUAUUGAUAAUAAUGUAAAAAUAUUUAAAAUAGUAAUAUAUAUGAGGAAUUAUUAAAAGUAAAGAGAGGAGGGAAUAAGAUUACAUAAGAACUAAUUAAGACAAGCUGAAAUAUACAGGAAAUCAAACUGAGUGAAGGAAACCUGUGAAAAUUCCCAUAGAUACCCUUUCUCUUACUCACUGAGCAAUAAAGCAGAUUAUUUUUUAGUUUGAGGUAACACUAUGAUAAGGCUAUGCAGUGGGGAUGUGCAAAUUAACUAGCUUGUAUGAAUAAGACCUUGAUACAUUUUUUAUUUUGCUUUCAUAAAGCAGGAACUUUACAAAAUUUUAAGUUAUGAAAACCAGGUAUUUUGAUAAGCCAGCAUUUUUUAGCUUUGCCUAUGAGCUAUAAAAUCCUAUUAUUAGUCUAAAGGGAUCUGGGCUCUUGUCCUGUGAUUUGAUAGUAAAUCAUUUAAGCAGAAGUUUACAGCGUGUUCAGUAGGAGAGAUAAAUCACAGCUUCUCUCCUGAGAUUACAGCAGUAUGUUAGUCAAAGCAUGAUGAUGGUGGUGAAUCAAUUAGGGAGGGAGAAUUAAGAGCACUGCUGUGUACUGGCUUACUGUGCAUUAGUGAAGGAGAACACAAAAUUUCUGAAUCACUGUGAUUUUCAAUAAAUUUGAAAUCUUCAUUAUAAUUUAUACUUUCAAGACAUAUUAGAUUAAAAAAAGAAAACUGCUGCUGAGUGAAAAAAUACAGUACUCUAUUUUAAAUUGGAGCUUUUUGUGUUUAUGGCAUGAUGUUAGCAGCACUCUUUAAGAUGAAGAGUGAUUAACUACCUGAAUUGAGUAGCAGCUCUCAUGAGAACACACAGUAUUUAUUAACUUACAGAACACCUUAAUUCUCUGGUGUUCUUUUACAUGAAAAAUUGUUUGACAUUCAUUGUAAGAGACAUAGGGUUUAACCAACAGACUUAUUAGGGCUAGAAGGCUGCAGGAGCACUGAAAUAUGCUUUAGCAGUAGCACGAAGAUCAGAUGGGGAUCUUCUCUACUGCACAUGCAGUGCUUCCCAUGGAGCAUCUUCAGAAACAGAAAUCUCACAAGCUCUAAUUGCUGAUCCUUUAGGGAAGACAUAUGUUUCUGUGGGUUUUUGGAGGGAGCUGUUCUCACACAGGUCAGAAAGUGGCACUUUAGCGAGUGGUAGUGGCUCUUUAUGUUUGGAGAACAGGUCAGCGCACACAGAUAGCCGAGUGGAAAAUUUCUAAUGAAACGUGACCAAGUUGCACUUCUUUAAAAAUUGAAGAAGUGGCAUACAUUUUGAUAAUGGGAUAAUGGAGACUCCCUACCCCACCUAUCAUCUCUGCUCAUGAUCAUUAGGAUGCGGAAUAUUAAGAGCAGAGCAACUGGGCGUAACAGCCGACGUCCAACAUCUGUCAUGCUGGAGUCCAUUAGUGUUCAAUUGCAUCCUAUUGUUUUUGGAUUAUUCAACCUCAUUUCAUUGGCAUUGCUUUUGCUAGGGAUUAAUCAGCUGUUUACAACUACACCAAGUUUUGGAGUCAUGAUGAAAACAAUUGAGCUAUAGUUCUAAAUAAAUAUACAGUGUUCAGUCUCUGAUGAAAAAAGUUACUAAUUUAUGAAUGCUGGUAACAAUUUAAUUAAGUUUGAAAUCAAUACAGAUAAUAAAUCAUUGUGUGGCAGGGUUUUUUUUUCCUUUUGUGUACAUCAUAAAAAGAUCAUGUGAUAUUUCCUUGUAAGUUUAUGUAGUUGUGAUUUUAGUACAAUACAAGUACAGUAAAAGAAAGAUGUUGUUAUUAUGGGGCAGGGGUGUGUGUAUAUUGUGGCUCCUCUGGCAUCUCAGUUAUAGCAGAAUUGAUCCCUUGCUGCCAGAAAGCAGUUUUGUUUUUCACAUCCUCUUUUAUUCUUGUCACUUAUUUAGAGAUAUUACUAAAAAUACACCUUUAAUUCAUGUCAAAUACGCAUAUAUACUUUAAUAGGGUGUAUUAAAAAGGGCAAUUUUCAGAUGAUUAGUAUGCUUACAUAUUUUUGUGUAUAACUAUCAUAACCCAUCUAAAUAUUUUUGCAAUUAUUACAUAAAUCUAUUGCUACAUUUUAACUGUUUAAAUGUAUUUAAAUUAUUCUAAUGACUUUGAGUUUGCUGACAGGCAAAUAUAUAAUCCCCUUUUUUCUUAAGAUAUUACUCUGGUUGCAAUGUUGUGUGCUUUCUACAACAUUAAAAUUGUGAAGGUUGAGGGGUUUCUAAUAAUUUGAGUUUACUUAUUUUGGUACCAUAUGUGCAAAACUGUGGCAUUCUUGGCUGUGUAUCUUUUAUCUCUUUCUCCUGUUUGAUUAAUGCAGUUAUUCUUCUAUCCUCAAUAUUUAGCCUGAAUUUUCACAUGUUUUAAUGUACAAAUGCUACAAUGCACAGAGAUUUUUUUCCCCCCCCUGAGUUACAACAGAUUAUCCAUUGAAAGGGUCUUUUGCUUAACUGCCCAGAGUCUUGUGGGGCCAGCCAGACACUACUCCAGAUGGCAAGUUGUUAGGGCUGGACAGAAUGGCUUUGGAAGACUUCUCAGCAGAUGAAGGCUGUAAUGUUGGGAUUUUGCUGUUUGGCUUUUUCCCCCUGUAGUUCCCAGGGUGGGAAGGUGCUGGGAUGGCAGCAGCGUGCCGCCCGCCCACCUGCUGCCACCUGUUCAGCUCUUGCCGUUCCUAUAAAGCCUCGUCUGGUCCGCUCCACACAAUCCUUGCUGGCCAGCAGAGCCAGGAGAGAGAUCUCUCUUGGGAGGUCACGGCUCCAGAGCACAGCCCUUCAGCAUCGCAAAAUCCCCUCCUCGGCUGAAUCAGGACUUCUCUCACUGGAAACAGCCAUUUGGAGUUGUUGUGCCUUUAAUCCAGUAAGAUCCUUCUCGGGUUCAACGGACCGUUUUCGUCGUAACAUACAUUUUGAGAAUGGGGAUUUCAUUGUUUUCUCUCUCUUUUUGAGAUUUAAGAAAUUUAAAGAAUGAAAGCAUAAGGCAAAAAAAUGCUUCUUUCUUUCAACGAUAAGAAAAUUUUCAGAUGUUUCCAGAAGAAGUUCUAUUUUAUUAUAUUUAUUUUUUAGAAGGCAAGAAAAAUACCCCAUAAUUGAUAUCAGGAAACAGAUUCAAGUGGUACGAAGGCUACUCCAUGAGUGCUUUCCUUACCACUUUUUAGAAAGCGAAUUUUUGCUAGGUGAUCUCUGUGCGUGUGAAAGCGAAGCUGCAUGAAAACCUGUAACUCCAGUGAGCUGGCCUCGGGCGUGGAGCCGGGCGCGCGGUGCAGGAGCGGAGCGGGCUGUGCCGUGCGGUGCAGCUCGGAGAGGAUGGAGAACGCUGCCAGGAGGAGGCUGGCUGCCAACGCCCGCGAGAGGCGUCGCAUGCAGGGCCUCAACACGGCCUUCGACCGCCUGAGGAAGGUGGUUCCGCAGUGGGGGCAGGACAAGAAACUGUCCAAGUACGAGACCCUGCAGAUGGCUCUGAGCUACAUCAUGGCCCUGACCAGGAUCCUGGCCGAGGCCGAGAGGUUCAGCACUGAGCGAGAGUGGCUCAGCCUGCACUGUGAGCACUUCCACGGCGACAGCUACCACCGCUACCCGGCACCGAAACCCGCGGGCGACGGCGAGCCCUACGCGCACAGGGUGUUCAGCUACCACCCCGAGCACUUCCAGAUAGCUAACUAGAACUUGGUGCCACCUCAGUCUGCAGCAGGCCAGAUGUGUAAUUUAAUGAUUAGCAAGAGUUAAUCUGCUUGACUAAGGUAAUAUUGGCAUUAUAAUGGCUCAUUCUUGUUUGCAUCUUGCAGUCAUUUGACAAAAUAAAUUUGCUCUCAGAACAUAAAGUCAAAAGGUAUUUAAGAUGAAUGAAUUUAUGUAAUACCGGUGGAAAUUAUACUUUAAUUUGAAACAUUUCUGACAAUUGUUUCCUAGUUUAUCUAGUGUAUUUAAUGCUUUAAUUAAAAAGUUGGUUUUUUGGUUUUUUUUUUAACUGUGCUGAAUCACGACAGUAUUUCUACAGAUCAUGGGACAAGUUGACCCGUGGUGUAACUGAAUGGAAUAGCACUAGAAAUGGACCUCAUUCCGUGUUUUUCUUUUUAUGUCAGCUUUAAAGUUGUUCUUUAGUGUCUUUUUGCAUAAAUGGUUCACAUGGAAAAAGUUUUAUAAUGUAUUGGAGUUCUAGUCCUCAGAGAACUAACUUUCUUAAACUUUGUAAGUUUGACAUAUGGGUUCCAAAGUUGUGUAGGUUUGCUUUAAUCCAGUUUAUGGUGUCUCUUGUAUGCUCGAAAAAGAGCUGGUUUCAAGUCAUGGAAGGAAUGUUUUAUUUUCAAUGGCUGUAAAAACACGUGUGAUUGUAUACCAUAAAUGAGAAUGCUGAUGUGAAAAUAAUCUAAGCUUCUAGAUUUUUGUGGGCUUUAAAUGAUGGGAUUUUAUUUUUUAAUCUUAUGUUACCUGGAAACAAUAACAGAUUUUGUAAAUCUUAAAUAAAGUGUUUUAUAUGCUA